Penicillium griseofulvum is the source of this 8634-nucleotide messenger RNA. RefSeq names its product glycosyltransferase family 4 protein (gene gtb3). The coding region runs from base 1 to 8634 and encodes 2877 amino acids. Gene Ontology annotation, molecular function: glycosyltransferase activity. Lineage: Eukaryota; Fungi; Ascomycota; Eurotiomycetes; Eurotiales; Aspergillaceae. The transcript has 3 exons. The record is from RefSeq and is a predicted model, not a curated record.
AUGCCGGCUGUAGAAGCUCUUCCAGUCAGGCCACAUCCUCUUGGCUGGGCUUAUAUGAGAGAAUAUUGGUGGCAAUUUGCUCUUAUUGGAGUGUUGCUAUUCACAGUCGCCGUUGGCUCCAUGUCAAUCGUAUAUUCUGGAGUAAGGAGACUUAUCAAAUACUACAAGUCGAGACCGCCACCAGACAAUGUGCCCUCCAGGGUAUCCAAUCGUCUCAUCAAGCUAGCCAACCGAGAACUCAACUUGAUCGACAGACGUCCGCGGAAGGGAAAGCCCGACAGUUUUGGGGUCUACCUGGGAAGCUUCGAAAACCCACCUACCGUCUCGCAAGAAAGGCUUCUGCAGGAAUGGGAUGUAUUGGUUGUGGAUCCCUUCCAGGCAGGUGUCGCGAAGGCUAUUUCCAAACACGAACGCAGCCAAGUACUGGGACGUGUUGAUUUUGGGAAAAUCAUUCCUUCAAACGCAUCGGCCUUGACCGUUAUCGAAACGAUCGAGGAAUUACUUGCAAGUAGAUUUCAUGAUACUGCAUUUUCCGGUGUUCUCCUCGCGAACUGGGAAAAUGUGCUCCGUCCUACUGCUCGAAGAAAGCUUCUCGAGACCAUCAGCAGCCUCGGCCUGACAGUCUACCUCGAGUCAGAGCCACCAAAUUUCUUGAAGGACCGAAAGGCUGUGCAGAGUGAUGCCGUGGCGGGCUUGGUCAUUCGAAACGCUAGCAUCACUCCUCAGGGCGAAAAACGGGAUUAUUUCCAGAUGGCCGAGCUACAAGCAACAAUCAAGGCAUUUGUUUCUGAGUCUUGCAUGAGAGACUUUGUAGUAAUGGCCUGGGAAACAAUCGACAACAAUGUCACUGUUCCCAAUGCUAUAGUCCGCAGAUCUAUCCAAUGGUGCGGAUUUUACAGCGCCAUUACCUGGAUCGGCCACAAAGCUGCUCUUCUCGAUGCAGAUCUCAAUGUUACAACUCUCGAACCUCUUCCUGCGUUUGGUUGGUUGAAGGAAGCAGAAAUAAUGAAGGCCCACGAUACCUGGCGUGCCAAUCUGAAUAUCAUGCCUUCGUCGGAUAACAAGGCUGGCUGGGACAAUCUCAAGCCUCUUUUCCCAGCUAUUGAUAAGCUGCUACAUUCCUCUGAAUAUGAUUCUAAGGCUCCCGAUAGCCCGACUGCUCGACUACGUGACCCUCCAGAAUGGGUCGCACAAGUCAAGUCACAGGGCAGCCCUCUCUCUAUCUCCAUGUCAGGGAUGGCCUACAAUUCGCUUGGCUGCUUCCCUCUCGGUUCAGACUCAACUCCACUCGCCUUUGCAGAAAUUGUUCAAUCUCAACGACGCCUCAAGUCUCUCAACCUUCUUCAUCCCGUUCCAGCAAGCAAAAUCCAAAGCAUUGGGCUUCUUCUACGUCAAUUUCAUGACUCCCUAGAUAUCUCCGAAGAUGACGAUCAUUUAGCCAACACUAUAAAGGAACUUGCUAAUUGGGCAUCCAACGAUCUGUUGCACGUGAAUCUUUGUCUUGACUCUGGCCUACGUAAGAGCUCUGAUUUCCGCUUUUGGGCCGUCUUUGAUAUGGAGCAUGAUGGUAUUGAGAUUUAUGUAUCCAAAAAUGCGCAAGGACUGGCUGGAACUAUUCUUCACACCUUCCUCUCGGCAAAGGGCUUUCCCCGGCAUGAUUGCUUCGAGGCUGAAGCUACCUUCGCGGCUUGGUCUCAGGAUAUUUCCCACGACACUGGCCUUCCGCGUCGACUGGUUCAAGAUAUCGAUGUUCUCAGCCCUGAAGAGCGCCUUCUUCUCUUGCAGCACCUCUAUCUGACCGAUUCACAUAGCGAACUAUCUGAAGCCAUCUGUAAAUACAUUUGCAGGCAACUGGUGGACGCCCCUUCUUUUACUCAGUUGAAAACGUUAAAUACCGUUGGGUACCUUGAGAAAUCUACCUCCCCCGAGGAUCUGAUUAGGUCUCGUAUCAACUGGUACCUAGAUCAGGGAUGCAAAUACCCGUCUCUCGAUGUCUGCAUAGAGCUUUUCCAUCAAGCCGACAGUGUACUCUCCGACAUUUUGAGAUAUCGCCGGGAGGAUGACCUCGCUGCCAUUACUAGUGGUCUCUGCGCGCUUCUUCAAAGUGGCUCCGUUGACACGUAUGUGGAUAUGAUGGCCCUUUCUCUUUUCUGCGCCGCAAGACGGGGAGCCUUUGAUGAGAUUUACGCAGAAGUGACCGAUCGGAAUCCCCUAUUCAACAACCAUACCGAUCAGGCUGCCGCCUUCGCCGAGUCAUUUGCCCUUGGAUCGCGAUGUGAAGCUUACUUCGACGUGUCCCCCAGCGUUUUCGGGAAGUUGCUAUCAGACCGGUUCAGGGCUUACUACGGAGACCAUCAGCCGCCGAACUGGGUGAACGGUGCCCCGCAGCUCGCUACAUCGUACGCCGGAGCUCAGAUUGAUGUUAAUCCUGAUGAGCAGCCUAAGUCUAUGCCUGGAUACCAGCGAUUCACAUUUUUGAGUGUCUUUGCGAUUCCGGCAUUGAUUGAUAUCGUCAUGCUUACCCUGAUUGGCCGUGGACUCUAUCUCUCUGCUGCCAUGUCUCAUGAGGACCAGGACAGUGCGACUAUGGCUCUGAUGAUCUCUCUUCUCCUUUCCGGUGCAAUUGGUACCUGGAUUGCAUGCGGUGGCCCAUACUACCUCAUCUCGAUGGCCUUUGCAGCAGCGAACAUGUUCGUUCUUAUUCGCCUUAUCGCUGGUAUUGCAUUCACUGUGGCCGGCGGCUUGAUUGGUUUUGUUGCCAUUUCGAGUGUUCGAGGUCCUCGCGCUGGUGGCAUCUUCUACCUUUACUUGGUCGCUCUGACACUCUACUUCUCGAUUUUCGCCUCGCUUGCAAGCUUCAGUUAUCCCGGUUCGAGCUUUUUGUCUGGUCGUAAGUCAAUUAUCCUGUGCAUUCCGAUCCUUUUCUUGUCUCCGAUCAUCACCGCCUGGACUGGCCACGACUCAGUUGUCUAUCUCGCUGUUAUCUAUCUCUUCAUUGGUGUGCUUUUGCUCUGCCUGCGUUCAGUUACCUCCAAAUGGGUCACUUGGUACCAAUCCGUGCGACGCACCGAUGAUACUGAGAUCCGUAAGUGGUAUGUCACUACCUAUGGAAAAGAUGAUGAGAAGGUGUUUGCGGGCAUGAGUGACCCGGCUGCCCUCAAGCUGGCGAGGGAAGCCCUGUUGAAGGACGUCUUAACUGAGACGAAGCGUGGCAUGUUCACAAGGGCAUCUAAAGAUAAAAUGGUCGUUGAGCUCGCUGGGGACUGGGAUUCCACCAAUUUCCUUCUCGACUGGUAUUGCCGCUAUGCAGAUGUUCCGAGGCCGAUUCCGUUCAGCUCUGGUUGGAAUAUCCAAACCAAAGUCGCACUUGACACCCUGCGCAACUCCCAGAAAGGUCUUCGUCUGCACAAUGCAUUCGUUCACUGGCGUCAAUCAAGCAAAGAGAUUGGAUGUGGUGUCCUCUACUUCGUUAUCGCGCUUCUCGACAAAUGGGCACAACUGCUGAGUGGUAACCGCAUGCUUGGUCUCACCGGUGAGAUUCCCACCGAUCAGGAGAAUGAUGCCAAUCGAAUGGCUGUUGGCUUCGCCCUCGCCUACUAUUUGAUCGGAGCCGUGCUCAUUGAUACCAAGGCUCAAGAGCUCAAUGACGCACUUGGUGGCAACGCCCCUAUUUCCGUCAGAUCUGCAAAGGACAUUCGGGCGGCUCAGAAGAAAGAGGUACAACUACGGCGAAAUGUAUACUGGCGAGUCCUUUUUAGAUUCCUCUUGUGGCAUGUCUGGAGUCUUGCGCUUGCCACUGCUCUCAUUUGGACCUUCCAGGCAUCGCUUGAAGGCGUGAUUGUUUUCUUCUGUUACGUUCUCGCUUAUACUGGUUUGAUCUGGUACCAAUACACAAAGAUCUUUACGGGGCCUCAUGCGCUGAAGCCUCUCCUCAUUGGUAUCUGUAUCGGAUUGCCAGUUGGUAUCGCGCUCACAGUUUGUCUACCAAAAUUCCCAUACUCGCAGGUCAUUGGACUCGGAUCUGCCACCUGGACCGUUGCAAUCCUCUCGAUCUGGAAUGCCAAAAUGGGUAUGCCAAUCAAAUUGAAUUCUUCAGUGGAACUUGACCGCACCUUCCAUGCGUUUACAACGCCUUGGUCGGACCCCGAAUGGUCCCAGCAAGAGCUUCAGACCUUCUUCGAAAGCUAUUCACUACUUCCUUCCGAUUCCCGUUUCAGGCUCAAUCCUAGUGUCCAUCCUGCCGUCGAAAUUAAGAGUGCUAUGAUGUCUUGCAGAGAAGAACUUAGGAUUGAAGAGGCGUUUCCCUCCUCCAGGGAUAUUGUCAACACUGCGAUCGCAUCGUGGGAGAAGGGCGACAUUGUCAUUGAGCUUGUCUCUUCUGGCUCUCUCGGUCCCGGCAUUCGAGCUCUCAGCUGUAGCACCGGAAACCAGUUGAAGUUGGCCAUCACGGUGGGAGGACUCCUAGACGAGCGCCUUGAUAUCAGCGCAAAUUGUCAGAUCAUUGCUGAAAUCUUGCUUCAUGCAGUCACAGAGCUGAUGAUGGGUAUUCCUCAUGAAUAUGCAUCAUUGGCAGGAUCAAUUGUCUCCGGUGGAGUGACUCACACAAUGGCUCGACAGCUUCGUGAGGAGGCCAGCACAACAACAGUCGUACGCUGGGCUAAGAAGGAACUCCUCCGACAGCUUUGCCUUGGUUUUGAGGCCGAUAUACAUUGGGACAAGCUGCCAGCCGAUGUUCGGGAUGUGUUAUUGAAGCGUUGCCUGGGUCAACAAUGCAGCCUCUCCAAUAGCCAACGUCAAUGGCUCCAGAAAAACCUUUGCACAUUUGAUACUGACAACCUCGAUAUCCAUGUUGCCCGUUGUAACCUUGGAGCAGCUACUGCAAUUAGUGUUCUCGAUUAUGCUCACUGGGGAACUGGAGAAACGGCUCUUCCUAAAGAGCCCGAGACGUCAAAGUACAUUUCCUACAUACCUCGGAAGCUUCCAACUGCAUUUUCGCUAUUCCGAUCACCAGCUAGCUACAUUUACCACAAGCUAGGAACAACAGUCAAGUUCCUUAUAGUAGCUUUGGUCGCAGAUCCCGAAUUCCAGAGAGAAUUCAAUCACGUCACUCAGACCCUUCCGAUUGUUUUCCGUGUGCCAACUGUCUUCUUAUUUAACAUGAUUUGGGUUUAUUCCAAGAUCGUUCAAGACCUGGGCUUAUCAUUCUUCCUCUUCCAUGGCCGCAAAAACGUCAAGCAGCUGUGGGAAGAGACCAAGGGCAUGACAAUCCAUAUCAAGAAGAGCCAGAUCAUUAUCCAGAGCCUGGAGGGCACUUUUUCCGCCUUUAGGCACCACGAGAUUGAUGGUGGUUUCAAGAUGUACCACUAUGCUGGUGAGCAUAAGACUGAGCCCAAAGUGGUCAAAUCUCUGAAGUACAUCAGCACCUAUUCGAGUGACAUGUUGCUUCUGGUCAAACAGGAGUUCAAGGACGGCAAAGUGACCAACGAGUACCACUAUGACUAUCAAUCCUCCGCUAAGAAGGGCUUCAAACUUAGCAAAUCAUCGACUCGCAUUCCGCUAGGACGUCGUUGCGUGUCAGGGACAAACCAUCUACAAAGCGUCCAGUACAACCGCAAGGGUCUUAUUGAAUCAGGCUCCUACAUGAAGGAUGGCAAUCUUAUCCGCUUCAAAUACCACUAUCGCAAGAACCCCCGUUUCGGUGAUGAGUUGCUCCGAGCAGAGUUCGCCCUAUCCCACAUCAGUUGUACGGUGUCUUGGUGUGCGCCUCCGCGCCGCCAUCCCGAGAAGGUUGAGCGCUGGAUUCCGCACUCCAAAGUCACUGAGGCCAGUUUUGUCCAGGGCGCAGAUGUCUAUGAAAGCCGCUGGCUAUAUGAUCACAAGUUCCAUCCCACCAUUUUUACCACUAUCAACGGGCAGAAGAUGCAAACUCCGCCCAUGAUUGAGCACGAUUAUUUGGGUGUACUGUCCAAGCCGAAGUAUACCAGCUUUGUGUAUGAUAACCCGCUUUUCUACUGUGACAGUCUCCGGUCGAACCUUCUUACUCGAACACUGGGUCUGACGAAGAAGCGCUUUGUGGUGUCGACUUCUCGGGCUCGCUCCUUAAUGUGGAAGGCAUGGAAGGAUCGUGUUGACUUCGAUGCAAUCAUUGUUCGCUGGAUGGACGACCGCAUUCUGCGUAGAGAUAAAGUCCUUGCCCCUUACUGGCGCAGCCGUGACUGGGGUAAUCUUGGAUCAGCAAAGAAGUAUGUGGAUCUCCGCGCCGAUGCGAUCAUGGCUAGUGCGGAUCUAGAUGGCAACAUUUCCAGCUGGACACCACUCGCUGUCAAGCUCACCGAUCUACUUAACUUCGGCCCUGGCGGCGAUGCUGUUGUUAACACCCGUUCUAAGAACUUUGGCAAAGAUACAGAAAAGACGCUCCAUGUCAUGGCGGCAGACAAUGGUACCUGGCCUAAUGAAGGUGGCGGUGUCUCUGCAUGCCGACGGGAUAUGAUCAACUCGCUUCGAACUAUCAAAUGGCACAUGAUUUGCGAGUCUGCAAACGAUUUCGGUGUCCCCAAACAUCAGACUGAACAGAAUAUCCAGUCUCUCAAGCUCAUCCCGCUUUGGGGUAUGGACUUCCUCACUCCAACUCACGGUUUGUUCCAGAACAAGCUGGAUGCUGAGGUGGACAAUGUUACAUCCGCAAGCGGGCUCGACAUUAAGAUGAACUUCAUUCCGAUUCUCGCAGCUUUGGUUAAGGGUGCCCGUGCAGUUCAUCUCUCAAAGUCUGACAUCCACCAGGCGACUCGAGCGCUUGUGAAUUUGAACACAUACUUCCAGGAGUCCCGUCAUUGGACUCAGGUGUGGAACAGUGAAAUAGUAAAGCAGAGCUGGCGGGAGUUGUGGCUGACCCAGGAAAUGCCAAACACCAUCCCAUCAUCCGACUGGUUCGAUACUGAGCUUCCUACAUUGGCAUCCCUCGAUGUCGCCUUGGAGCUCUGGUACCGCUACCUCUUCAUCUUUUCGAUUCCGGUUCCUGAAAAGAUUCCUUCGACCUUCCAAGCCUCGCAUCACAGCGUCAGUGCCUCGUACGGUGUUGUAUGCAAGAUCAAGCGCAACUGUACCUUGCAGAUUUGGGACCACGCCAUCAGUUGGCGUGAAACCAAUCUGUGCCUGUCAUCUGCCCUGUGCAAACUCUCACCAUUUGUUCGAAACGCGCUUCUUGGGUUGAUGCGAAUUACUUCCGUCUUGACCCUUCACCACGCAGACAUCAUCCUUCCCUGUGCGGACUUCUUCAACCCCGGUUGGGAGGUCGAGAUUGGUACCUGCCAGGGCACGAUUGAGCACCGAAACACUUUCCGCCGAAAAAUCGAUCCCGUCGUCAACGGUAUCACUGACAUGCAGAAGUUUUCUCCAGUCAAGGAAAUUAAAUCCGAGCGUCCGACUGUGACCAUGUUGUCCCACGUUUGGUAUGCAAAAGAUAUCAAGACUGCCCUCCUCGCUGCCGAUAUCAUCAUCAACCAGUGGAAGUUCGACGAAUACCACCUAGACAUCUAUGGCGCCAUUGAUAAGGCCCCGACUUACUCUACCGAGUGUCAAGAGAUCAUCGCAUCGAAGGGUCUUCGUGGCAGAGUCACACUCCGUGGAACUGCCGACCCCAUGAAGGUCCUGGAGAACACAUGGCUUUUCCUAAACUCAUCUCUCUCUGAAGGUCUCCCCCUUGCCUUAGGAGAGGCUGCUCUAACUGGGGCCCCCGUCGUCUGCACGGACGUCGGUGCUUCCCUCCGAGUACUCAGCGACCCAGAUGACUUCUCCCGCUUCAGUGCCGUCGUCGCACCAAACGACGCCCUCGCCCUCGCAAAGGCCCAAAUCGGCAUGCUUGCCAUGCUCGGCGAAUGGAGCAAACACAGCGACGAUACAUCACCCGCACCAGUCCUUACCUCCUCCCCCACACCUGAGGAAGUAGCAGCCAUCACUCGCCGUAUGUACGAGAAGAGCGAGCACCGUCGUAAACUCGGCAUGAUGACCCGCAAGAUUGUUCAGAAGUCCUUCAGUGGUGACCGUUACCUCCGCGAGCACGAGCAGAUGUUGUGGAUCGGCAAAUCCGCCAAGAUGAUGGCCAGCCGUGCAGCUGGCGACCCGAUCGAGCCGGCGGACGUGGCAGCCGCCAUAGAGACUGGCGUUGAUGAAGAGAUCAUCACCAUCCCGCGAGGUGUGGUACACUCAUGGCGCUCGUCUGCCCAAUCCGGUAUAUCCACGAUCUACAGUUCUGCGUCUCAGCUACCCGGUCGCGGCGGCUACUACAGUCGCCAAUCUGAUAUCUCGGCUAUGAGCAUUAGCAAUGUCUCCACGGAUACCGAGUCAUUCGGUCGCCUACCUGUCUUUGCGCCGAAGUACGCGAUUUCCAACGGCGGCUCCCCGCGUAACAGGUCGCCGUCACCCAUGUGGUCCUCUAACCAUCGGCUAUCUAUGCUAAAUGCCCCUCCUCACACUCCCUCUGGUCCUCAAUCAUACUCGCGCUCCGUCUCAACUGUUGGCCGGGAACAGCUGCGUGGUUUGCAACGUGAAGACUUCCUUCCGUAUCGAAACUCGGAUGUUAGUGUCGCAAAUCAAGAUGACUUCAUUCGGGCUGGCGGGCUUUCUCCUAGUGGUUGA